UAAUGACCAAUAUUACUCGGCCCAAUUCCUCUCCCGAAUCACAGAAACCCUGAAACAUUGUCCUAUAAAUACAAAAUGUUACCCAGAUUGUUAUUUUUAGUCGUCUUCUUCAUUUUUAGGGUUUAUCAUUCCAUCUUUCUGCCGCUAGCAACAAUGGUGAACAUUCCCAAGGUUAAGAAGACAUACUGCAAGAACAAGGAGUGCAAAAAGCACACAACCCACAAAGUUACUCAAUACAAGAAGGGCAAGGAUAGUUUGGCUGCCCAAGGGAAGAGGCGUUAUGAUCGCAAGCAGUCUGGGUAUGGUGGUCAGACAAAGCCCGUCUUUCACAAGAAGGCCAAGACAACUAAGAAGAUUGUCUUGAGGCUACAGUGCCAAGCAUGCAAGCAUGUAUCCCAGCACGCCAUUAAGCGUUGCAAGCACUUCGAGAUUGGUGGAGACAAGAAGGGAAAGGGAACUUCUCUCUUUUAGUUGUGUUCUGUGGAUCAGUAUUUUUGUUUACUGCCAGUAUGUUUUUGUUGAAGAUAGUUAAAACUUGAACAUUUUAUUAGUUGCCAUAUGUAUGGUGUGAAUUUUUCAGCCAUUUUGGAAGAAUCAUUUGGGCAUUACUUGA
Molecule: messenger RNA, 613 nt
Organism: Beta vulgaris subsp. vulgaris (sugar beet)
Lineage: Eukaryota; Viridiplantae; Streptophyta; Magnoliopsida; Caryophyllales; Amaranthaceae
Product: 60S ribosomal protein L44
Exons: 4
Coding region: 76-471 (131 amino acids)
Biological process (GO): translation
Cellular component (GO): cytosolic large ribosomal subunit; ribosome
Molecular function (GO): structural constituent of ribosome
Source: RefSeq, a predicted model, not a curated record